UAAACAGACUACUCGUGCAUACUACAGUUCGACCUUCAGUGGGUAAAAACAAAAGAGCGCUGUAGUGUUAAUUGUAUUAUGAAUUAAUCGAUCAAUAAUCUACGUUUAACGCUAAAUAUUGUAUUUUUCGAAGCAUAGUGUCAAAUUGUAUCGUGCUUUAAAUUGUAAAUGAGCGAAGUGAGCUGGAAAUAUGGAUAACACCCGGUGAACUAUAGCAAGUAGAAAGACAAGAGCCUCGUUGAAACAAUGGAAGAAGUCCAGCAAAAUGGUUUGAAAGCUAACGAAAACGAGACUAAUCAAUCCUCUGAACACAACGCUAUAGAAGAGACUGGUGAACAAAAUGAAAAAGACGAUGAUACUGAAAAGGCGCAAGAGGACGACGAGAAUGAAUUGGACCGGUUUAUUGAACGCGAGUUCAAGCAAAAGGGUGACACGUUUAUCACUGAGGUGAGAGUUAUUGAUGAUUCUGGUCGCGGUGAAGGGGUAGGUAAGCGAGAAAGGAAUGCGGAAGAGGAUGAUCUGGGGAUUUACGAAGACAAUGACGUGGGGGAUGAUCUGAGUGACACUGAGCAGGAGCUCGAAAGACUUCGAGAGGAGAAAAAGGCGCGCGAUGAAGAGGAACGGAAGGAACGCGAGAGAGUCGAGGCGGAAAAACGCGCCGCUGAGCUCGAGCGUCAAGAGCGUGAGAGAACGGUUAGAGAAGAGCUUGAAGCGCAAAGAGAAGCGCAAGAAGUCCGGGAAGCGAUGGCUUUGGCGGUCCGAGAAACAUCUGUUGAGGAAGUGACGCCGCGGUUGGACGCCGGUGCAACGAGUAAGCUCAGCCCGCGGACGUGGUCAGACCCCCGGUACCUGCAGGGUUUGAGCCUUCGGGAGAUGGUGUGGCGAACGGCUGGAGCGGCGCAGGAUGCCACGAACAUGGCCAACGAGCUUGAACUGUCCAUAAAUGCGUCCCGUCUGGCGCUGGAGUCGAGGGAGGCGAUGUUCCGGCGAGCAAUGUCGCUCUUGUCGGCGCGCUGUGCGAGCGUCCGGCAAGCAGGGGCGGCAGGCGGGAGCGACGACGAGAAGCUGCUCAUCGGCGGUCAGCCCCCGAAAUACUUUUACGUAACACAGGACAAACCAGUCCCCAUGGAACCUCUCAAGGCGUGGAGAGGUUACCAUGGCAACAUUUACUUUGAACCAAUCAACAUCCACCCUCUCAAAGUGGACACGGAGGACCUGCGCGCAAAAACGUCAAUCCCGCGUACAAGCGAGACUCUCACGCUGUCGACGUCGUCUAUAAAGCGCCAGCGUCUACCGCUGACAUUUUCGGAAAAGGAAGGCCGGCCUCUGGAAAGCCGCAGCGAAUCCAGGCAGACGAACAAGAGCUCUUUGGGAAGUAGACGCUCGUCGCAGCGCCCAGUGGUGUUCCUGGACAAACAGUCGGUCCUCACGCGAUUCAAUGAUAGUCUCAAAGAGGACCUAGUGUGGCUCGAAGGUCAGGAGAACACCGGAAGUCUCGCGGUGCGGCCAAAAUCCUACCCGGACCCUAACGCCAAAGAGCGGGAGCGCGAUCUACAGUACAACAGGGAGCGCAUCAAAAAGGGCUCAGUCGCCCACAAAUUGUACGUCGAACAUAAAUCCAAGCAGAAACCGAAGUUGUCCGUUAGCGGUGGGAAGUUUAAUCCACCGAAUUCACUGUCCCCGUUACUAAGGACUCAAACGCAGUACUCGCUAAGCAGUAACAGGCUCACGACAAAUAGUCCUGACCCUUAUCACCUGAACGAGGCGAAACUACCGCCCCUACACGCGGAUGGACACAGGGAAGGUAUCCAGGCGCGGCCCAAACUUCCUUACAACCGAUCUGUGACCCUCACAGACGACAUGAAACCGUUCGUUAAGUACAGUCAUGACGUUAAGGUGAAAAUGGCGCAUCAAGCGGGUAUUUGUUGAACAUUUGUGAAGAGAAGAAUGACGGGAGUAUCGUGAUAAAGGAAAGUUUCAGAGUUUGUAACUAGAAAACAUUCUUAAAAUCCAGUUAUGCAACUCGUUAAAAUAUUUUAUAAAAUCUUUCAAAUUCGUAUUUAUUUUUUGCUGAAUUGGUUUCAAAUCAAUCACUUUAGAGAUGUAGAUUUCCUUUUUUGUGUACCCGCCAAACUAUUUAAUUACUAUCAAAACAUAAUAAGUGAGAUAAGAGAUUCUUACAGCCACAAACGCCGAAACGAGCUCUUUAAACGAGCCGCGUUCUGGAAAAAUGGGGUUUAUGCAUUAGCGUCAAGUGCCGUCCCAAAUUAGCCUGUGUAAUCCGCACCGUCCCAGAACAGCCUGUGUAAUCCGCACCGUCCCAGAUUAGCCUGUGUAAUCCGCAAUUGAAAUACCAUGGCUUCAAUUUAAUCCAAACGUCAAACAAAUUGCAACAAUUUGUGUAAGUUAAAUACUUAUUUGAAUGUUUGUAUAUGUGCAUAUUUUUUCUUUCAACAUUGAAAAAAUACAAUGUUUAGAAUUGCCAUAAGCAUUACACUGCGAUUGCAUGUUUUUGUGUGUAUUGGGCACAUCACAAUCAAUUAAGUUUCGUUCUGUGAAAACUGGGCUAAAUGCAUGUUCGAAAUGUCGCCCCGCGACACUUUCCGCACAAACUGAAUUAUCUUUUAGAAGAGACUUACUUUAAAUGUAAUAUUCUUCGAAAUAUGGAAAGUGUCGUCAUUGAUAAGCCUGUGCGGACAGACAGACGAACAUGCAUCAAGACCAUUUCCCCAAAACGAGGCUCAAUUAAUAUUAGAACGAAAGAGGUUAGGGUACAUUUGUGCAUUCGGUGUGGAUUUCGUUCAGACAUACAUGUUGCCAGUCGCUUUAACGUGUGCAGUGGGUGCAAAUAUUGCGACCUUGACCUUUCGUACACAAAUUGUAGAAAGACCGUCGUGUGAUAUUCAAGAAAGUGCCAAACAUUGUACAUUGCCCCUUUUCCGUAUUUGUGAUAGUUUGUUAUAGUUUACCUCUUAGUAAUUUUACGUGCUAUUUUAUUUAUUUUGUCUUUUACUCGUUUCUUUGUUCAGAUCGUAAACCUCUGUGUUCCUACACAGUUUAGCACAUAUUUAUAUUAUGUUGUACUUAGUUUUCUGUCUGCCAGAUUUCGUAUUUGAUUUUUGUUUAUUCAGGUUCACUGUUAUAUUACUGUCAUCAUUAUUUAAGUGUAUAGUUUUAAUACUUUCAUCAAUGACAAAAUGUUCUUGUGUUUAUUUGUAUGCGGAGGGUUGACCUUUAAAUGAUAUUUUGCUGCAGUUAAGUCACAUAUUUUACUGAAACAGUGUGACUGCUUAUGCAAAAUACGAUGAACUAUUAGGUACUUAGGUUUUGUCUGUAAACAAAUAAUUAAAAUUUGUAUUUUGUGCAUGUAGAUACAUGUAUGUUACAGCCUUAAUUAAGCGAAUAUAGUAGCUCCGGGUGACCGCCAAAUACUUAAAAUUUACUUAUUUACUAAACGUGUUGCUUAUUUGUUGAAUCAAACAUAUAAACAUAGUGAUCACUACAUAACCUUUUAAGUUGUAAAAUAGUUUUUAUCCGUGCAUGAUUUAUGAGACAUCCAAGCCCCAUACACAAAAGACCGUUAACAAACAGCGGAUGUAUGAUUUCGAUUCAGAAAUGCGUCGCACGCUGUCAUAACUGUGUAAAAGGUCCUAAGGUCUUUGAGCAGGUGACCGAUGUACUGUAAGCCACAAAAAAAUAACUAAUCCGCUAAUUAAAACUGCCGUUAUGUUGUAUGCCAUUCACACCACCGCGAGUGUGUGUGUGUGUGGGGGGGGGGGGGGGGGGGGCUAUAAGCCCUUAUUCGGUCUCCAACCAAACGCGCUUGGUUGGCGUAGGACACGCUGUUUAUUGAUGAGCAUCCGGUGCAGCAGUAGGAGUUCGCGGGAGAUGAUCUGUCUGUGCUAUAGUGGAACAUUCAAGGUUUGACGCAGGCUAAGAAGGAGAGUGAGGACUUUGUUAAGACGUUGACUAAAUAUGACAUUUGCUUUUUGUACGAAUCAUGGUGUAAAUCGGACUCUGAUGUAGAGCUAAAUGGAUACGUUGUACAUAAUUUUUCAAGACAAUUCCAGAACAAAAAUGCCAAACGUAA
This is a messenger RNA of Dreissena polymorpha, 4090 nucleotides long. RefSeq lists its product as uncharacterized. Bases 247 to 1929 code for a protein of 560 amino acids. Lineage: Eukaryota; Metazoa; Mollusca; Bivalvia; Myida; Dreissenidae. The transcript is spliced from 4 exons. The record is from RefSeq and is a predicted model, not a curated record.